Molecule: messenger RNA, 729 nt
Organism: Anisakis simplex (herring worm)
Lineage: Eukaryota; Metazoa; Nematoda; Chromadorea; Rhabditida; Anisakidae
Source: the annotation of a GenBank genome assembly
AUGGAUAGCUACAAUCCACUGUACGAUGUUCAUUUACGGCAAUACUUUGCAUCACCGCAUAUGCAAAAACACCUCAGGAACCUUGGUCUAUUGCAAGGUGACGACAGUGAAGAUUAUUGCGAUGAAAAUCAACUGUACGCAAGACAUCACAUGAUGAUGGAUAUGAUGCUACGCAAUAGAGAAACACAACUUGCAAAGUUGGCUGAUAUUCAGAAAAAGUUGGACGCUGCUGAAAAAAUCGAAAUCUGCCGAAAAAUUCGAGUGAGUCGUCGGCAAUUUGAAUAUUUGCAGAGUGGUAUUACAAGUCCAGAAACAUUCAGACGUGCGAAACCAUCUCGAAGUCUGAGUAGAAGUCGAUUCAGCGCGUUGAACAGGAAGAGAAGAUCUUCGACAAGUACUGAUGACAAGGAUUUGAUCAAAAAAAUUGAAAGCGACACAGCAGAACCGCAAGAUGGAGAUCCGAACUACGUGUACAAUAGACUGUCGGCAAGUGCCGGCAAGUUUCGCUAUAUGCAUAAGUUAGAUGACGAAACAUUAUCAGCGUAUAUGGAGCAACUGAGGCGGCAGCUGGACAAAUUGGAACGUUUUCGAGAAGUGUCAUUUGGACCGAAUUCAGUGGCGAAGCACCAAACCGAACCACACCUUUCAUGGUUCUUCCGACGCAGGUCACUACCCAGUUUGAGCGAUUCGGAACAGGCUAACCCACUGCAUGAGCCGUUGAGGUACUAA